Messenger RNA from Drosophila kikkawai, 1303 nucleotides. RefSeq lists its product as uncharacterized. The record is from RefSeq and is a predicted model, not a curated record. NCBI's taxonomy places the organism in Eukaryota, Metazoa, Arthropoda, Insecta, Diptera, Drosophilidae.
AGUAUGUGGGGUGAACAAAUUCAACGGAUUAUCUCAUAUAUUUUUUGUCAUUGCCUCCAAACAGUUUGAAAUAAAACAAUCCUGUUCGAAAACAUUGUGAAAAUUAUAGUAGAUCCUCCCAGUAACAAAUAAUCCCCCGAAUUUUCAGACCCACAAGAUUUCGGUUCGAUAAGUGCCUCUUAACCAAGCCGGAUAAUGACUUCCUCCGGAAAAACCGGCGGCUGGAGUGCUGCAACGCUUGCAACUCCUCGAGGUCGAGGCAACACCAUCUCCGGGGUGACAGUCCGGGCCAAGUUGGUGACGGAUCCUCUAUCGACCCAGUCCGCGGGAACACGCAAGGCAGUUCACGGCGGAGCGGGCGAUGGAGGCGGCACCGGUGCGGCUUCAAAGCAGCCAGGUCGGCGCCAGGUCAAGAACACUCCCCCCGCACAGUUGGUUCACUCCACCAUAACGUCGUCCCUGAGGGCCAAGCAGCAGCGGGAUCAAGCUGCCCAGGGGAAGAGUCAAGCAUCCACUUUCCCAUCGACGAGCACCGAGGCUGAGGUUAAGAAAACAACCAAGCAGCGGGUGAUGACCCAGGCAGCCAAACAGGCGGCACGGGCGCGUCUCUGGCCAAAUAGGCAGCCGGCCGGUGGCAAGGUCUCCUCCAAUCAGCGCAAGGAGAUGCCAUCGACAGGUGUUUCAGAACGCACGGCUCAGGAAGAAUUCGAGAUGCUGCUGGCGGAGGAGGCCAGGGCCAAGGAGGAAGAGGCCAAGGCACAUGAGCUACUGGAGACGGGCAUCCAGACCAACGAGGCUGAGAUCCUUGACCAUCGCUUGCUGCUUGGCUACGUUAAGAUGGUGAGUCCGUCGACGCAGCUGGUCCAGCAGAUCGAUCGGGAGCGACGCGAACAAAAGGCUCGGAAUGACCGCAUAGCGGCGCGUCGGUUCGCUAUCCACGAACAGGACGAGGAGCUGCAUCUGGACGAGCUGAGGGAGUUCUCCGAUAGGAAUGCCGUCACAAAGCGAGCACCGAAGAAGUUGCCGCCGAUCUCGUAUGCCACCUACGACAACCAGUACCAGAAUGUCUUCAAAUCAAUGGACGAGUUCUUCAGCCGCGAGGUGCCCAAGUCGGAGCCGGUGGCCAAUAUCCAGGAGCGCAUUAAACGCAAGGAGCAGGAGCUACUGAGUCUGUUCGAUGGCGUUGAGGGGAAAGAGUAAACCCAAGUUCGAUUCGAGACUUGUAAGACAAUAUUUAAAAUUUUUUGUGGACUGUAAUGUGUAUUAAUGUUAAAUUUUAGAACUUAAAAAAGGAAGAGUAAAA